Molecule: messenger RNA, 3396 nt
Organism: Oncorhynchus gorbuscha (pink salmon)
Lineage: Eukaryota; Metazoa; Chordata; Actinopteri; Salmoniformes; Salmonidae
Product: protein FAM83A-like
Exons: 4
Coding region: 865-2754 (629 amino acids)
Biological process (GO): epidermal growth factor receptor signaling pathway
Source: RefSeq, a predicted model, not a curated record
UGAGUAACGAUCACUAGGAUACACACACAGGGUGAGUAACGAUCACUUGGACACACACACACACAGGGUGAGUAACGAUCACUUGGAAACACACACAGGGCGAGUAACGAUCACUUGGCUUCAAUCAGUGUAGGUGAAGGGGAGGAGACGGGUUAAAGAAGGAUUGUUAAGCCUUGAGACAUGGAUUGUGUGUGUUGUGUAACAUUCAGAGGGUGAAGGGGUAAGACAAAUGAAAAGUGCCUUUGAACGGGGUCUGGCAGUAGGUGUCAAGCGCCUCCAGUUUGAGUAUGUCAAGACCUGCAACGCUGCUGGGUUUUAUCACACUCAACGGUUUCAACACCCAGCCAACUUGACACAACUGUGGGAAGCAUUGGAGUCAACAUGGGCCAGCAUCCCUGUGGAACGCUUUCGACACAGUGAGAGAAAGACUCCCAUUGCAGUGACAAGUCUGAAGAAUGCAGUCAGGUGUGAUCAGCCUCCACUGAGCUGAUCAGACAGUCAUGUUCACCUCUGUCACUCAACUAGACUUCUCUCCCCCGCUAAGGGAGUGCUUUAAACAGCAGGUCUCUGUCACGCUCUCACUCCCAUAACAGCUCACCUGUCCCCCCCAGCACACUGCAACCCACAGGUGGAAUGUCCUCAUAGAAAUAACAAUACUAGACCGGGCAUCCCCAUUCAAGUCAAUGUAAUUCUACUUCUAUGGGUGUAGCCAACUGUACAAUUGAUUGAGGGGGGCAGGGCUCAGAAACCUCACGGCUGCUACUCCAUCCCUGUCUGUGUCUCCGCGAGGGUUUUUCACUCAGUAGCAGCAGUAGGUAACGACAGGUAAUAGGUGUUGAUCAGAGAGCCUUGUACAGCUUCACUAUGAACCUGCAGAGCAACGGCCUGUCUGUUCAGUGGUACCUGAAGUCCAAGCCGGUGGGAAAGGUGAGGCGGCGUGUACAGGAGAUGAAAAACCCAUCCGUGUCCCUGGUGUCGGGCGACGUUGACCUCAGCCACAACGAGAGCACCAGAUUGGCCAUGGACGCCUUGCUGAACCAGGGAUUGGACAUGUACCAGGAAGUACUGGCCGGAGAGGGCGAGGUGGACUUCCUGUCCAAGGAGGAGAAAGGUUAUAUCCUGGAGAACACUACAGACCUGAGCACCAGCAGUCUGUGUGGGACGGAGAACGACGACCAGGCAGAGGGCACCUCUUCCCAGACAAACACCUAUUGUCCAUCGGUGUUGGAGAGCGAGCCCCCUGGCUUGGACCAUGGCUGGCCGGCAGAGGACUGGAGCUACCGCCUGCAGGGUGAACCCAGUGUAGAGGUCUACUUCCAGUCUGAUAGAGCAGCCGGCAUGAAAGAUCUGCUCAGGGAGUUCAUCAGCAAGGCCACAAUGGUUCUGGCCAUUGUAAUGGACACAUUCAGUGAUGUGGAGAUGUUCUGUGACAUCCUGGAGGCAACCAGGAAGAGGAAUGUGUCUGUCUACCUGCUCCUGGACCAUAUCAACCUGCAGGUCUUUGUCAAGAUGUGUGAGACGCUACAGAUCAACAGUAAUCACCUCACUUCUCUGUUCCUCAGUUUCACCUGGCUGUCCUGUUCUCUGUUCCUCAGUUUCACCUGGCUGUCCUGUUCUCUGUUCCUCAGUUUCACCUGGCUGUCCUGUGCUCUGUUCCUCAGUUUCACCUGGCUGUCCUGUUCUCUGUUCCUCAGUUUCACCUGGCUGUCCUGUUCUCUGUUCCUCAGUUUCACCUGGCUGUCCUGGCAGGUCCACAGAAGUCUGGCUGUGCUCUUCAAGGGCAGCGCGGUCAAGCCUUUCGACCUGGAGUUCAGGAAGCUCUACGCCAGCUCCAAGCCUGUGCCAGCCUUCCUCACCGUGGCAACGGAGUUCAACCUUACCAGGCCGCUUAUCACCCAUCAAGCAGCAGCCACCUCAACCCCACUGACUAACCUUCCUUGCCCCAGUUCUGGUACCACGACCCAGAACAGAUACUUCAACAACCAGGCUAUGGAUCAACCAACCACCACAGUUGUGCCCAGAUUCAACACUCAAUCUACUGUUCAACCAACCACCACAGCCCAGCUCAGAUACUCUAGCCAAAACCCAACGGUUCAGCUAACUACAACCACCCAGCAAAGACACCCCAACACUCAGCCAACCGCACCACCAGCCCCCCAGCAGAGACACCCUAACACUCAGCCAACAGCACCAACAGCCUCCCAGCAGAGACACCCCAACACUCAGCCACCAGCCUCCCAGCAGAGACACCCCAACACUCAGCCAACAGCACCACCAGCCUCCCAGCAGAGACACCCCAACACUCAGCCAACAGCACCACCAGCCUCCCAGCAGAGACACCCCAACACUCAGCCAACAGCACCACCAGCCUCCCAGCAGAGACACCCCAACACUCAGCCAACAGCACCACCAGCCUCCCAGCAGAGACACCCCAACACUCAGCCAACAGCACCACCAGCCUCCCAGCAGAGACACCCCAACACUCAGCCAACAGCACCACCAACCUCCCAGUGCUUGGUGAAUCAGUCUUACUACACAGGUCCCCGGAGCCACAGGUUUGACUGGAUCACACAGAGACACACUGCAACCAGGCCUGUCCUGUUCCAGAGAACCUUCUCCAGUGAUUAUAGUACUGGAGACAACCUGACCUGGCGACCCUUUAACAGCAAUUACCUUCUUUAUGGAGGGACAACCGGCUUGUUGGACAGACACCUACUUCUCAAGACUGGCCAGUGGUUUACUGUUCCUAAAUAACUGAAAUGGCAUCAUAUUGAAAUUUGACAGUACACCCUGUUUGAGGUAAAUUAUGUUAUCUCACAACUGAAAAUGGGCAAGUAACCUUCAUAGAGUAAAUGUGCCUGUUUUGCUUUGCUUGAUGCCUGGACUACAGGAGUAGUACUUCAAUCACAUCAUUAUCUCAUAAGGAUGAUCAUUGUCUGCCUUCAGGCUGAGAGCUUUGUGUUCCAGUACAUGUUAAUUAAAUGGUGUAAAAACAACAUGUCACAGACAUGAAUUCCUCUUCCACCCAUCAACCCUGAUAGAACCACGCUGAGUGACAGCCUAGUGAUGUGUGCUACGCUUAGCCAAGGGCCGGGCCUCUUAACAGACAUACCUUCUGACAUAUCUUCUGAUCCAUACACUGUCAAGCCCGAGGUAAUGCAGAAUGGCAAAUCAAAAGUUUGUCACACUUUUUCCAAAUGGUUCUACUUUGAAAUUCAAUACAAUGAUGAUCUAAUUAAACUGUACUGUAGAUUGUGACAAUAUUUCAUUUCAUAUGGCGGUCAGCACAUUGUUACACGCAAUAUUAAAAAAUAAAUACAUUAAUCAAAAUGUGUAGCCUAGUUGGUCUUUACAGAGGGUAUUUUAGGUCCAUCCUCCUUCAGUACUCCUGUCUGU